This is a messenger RNA of Mesitornis unicolor (brown roatelo), 2379 nucleotides long. RefSeq names its product pleckstrin and Sec7 domain containing 2 (gene PSD2). The record is from RefSeq and is a predicted model, not a curated record. Lineage: Eukaryota; Metazoa; Chordata; Aves; Mesitornithiformes; Mesitornithidae. Bases 1 to 2379 code for a protein of 792 amino acids. Gene Ontology annotation, biological process: regulation of ARF protein signal transduction. The transcript has 15 exons. Gene Ontology annotation, molecular function: protein binding; guanyl-nucleotide exchange factor activity; phospholipid binding.
AUGAGCGAGAACAGCCCCUUCCCAUGCUCCGACGCAGAUGACUGCGAGCCGCAUUCCUCGGGCGCGCAGCCGGCCGCGCUGGCCCGCAGCGAUGAGGAAGAGCAGCCCAGCCAGCCUCCGCAGCCUGCCAGCGGGAGAGCCAGCCCCUGGGAUGAUGCUCAGCCCUCCCAGGGAGCGGAGGGGGAGUGUGGACGCCAGGGGGACGAACAUCUGGAAACGGCGGCGGAGGCGAGCGAGAGCGUGGAUUUGGGGGAGAGGGACUCCCCCACCCAAGAGAUACGUGGCGAGCCCCUCAGCAGGGAACGGUGGCACAGCAUCCUGGGGUCCUCAGAAGCGCUGAGUGCUGACGAGGCAGAGGAGCAGCUCGGGUUUGCUUCUGGAGAUGCCAAGCUGAGCUGCAGCGAGGAUGACAAGGAACAUUUUCAGUUCAAAGACAUCAGGGAUGGAUUCAGCUCAACCUUUGAGAAGAUCGUGGAGUCUGACCUCAUGAAAGGUACCUACUACAGCAGCUUGGACUCUUUGGACGUCCUCUCUCUCACAGACGAGACAGACAGCUGUGUCAGCUUUGAGGCCCCGCUCACCCCAUUGAUCCAGCAAAGGGCCAAGGAAAGCCCAGAGCUCUUGGAGCAGAAACUGGUGGCCCAGCAGAGAGAAGCCCUUCACCAGAUGGCUGCUGAUAAGCAAGAGCAGGCAGCGGCCAAGCCAGCGGAGGGGGAUUUUGGCAGCCCUCUCAGGCACUCAAUUACCAGCAGCAGGUCAGAGAAUGUGCUGAGCAGGUUGUCCUUGAAGAGUAUCCCAAAUGGCUUCCAUGUGGAGGGGUCGGAGGAAGAUGCCACCAAGAUCAUUAACUCCAUCAGCGACGCCAGCUUGAAAGACGCCCUCUCAGACUCUGACUCCGACAUGGGCAGCACGGAGCAGCUUGACCAGGGCAGCACAGAUACCUUGGCCAACGGCUGCAGAGCAGAUAGUGAAGCUGCCAAGAGGUUGGCCAAGCGCCUCUACAACCUGGAAGGGUUCAAGCGCUGCGAUGUGGCACGCCAGCUUGGGAAAAAUAACGAAUUUAGCAAGUUGGUAGCAGAGGAGUAUCUCAGCUUCUUUGACUUCACGGGCCUGACCCUUGACAAAGCACUCAGGACGUUCUUGAAAGCCUUCCCACUGAUGGGAGAGACACAGGAGCGGGAGCGGGUACUAAUUCAUUUCUCCAGGCGAUACUGCCAGUGCAACCCAGAGGAGAGCACAUCCGAAGAUGGGAUCCAUACGCUCACCUGUGCCCUGAUGCUGCUAAACACAGACCUUCAUGGCCAUAAUAUUGGCAAAAAGAUGUCGUGCCAACAGUUCAUAGCAAACCUGGACGGGCUGAAUGAUGGGAAGGACUUUGCAAAGGAUCUGCUGAAGACACUAUAUAACUCCAUCAAGAAUGAGAAGCUGGAAUGGGCCAUCGAUGAGGACGAGCUGAGGAAAUCCCUCUCGGAGCUGGUAGAUGACAAAUUCGGAGCCAGCGCGAAGAAAGUGACGAGGAUUGUUGACAGCAGCAACCCCUUCCUGGACAUCCCCCAGGCGCUGAACGCAGUCACGUACAAGCACGGCGUCCUCACGCGCAAAACUCAUGCAGACAUGGAUGGGAAGAGAACUCCCAGAGGAAGAAGAGGUUGGAAGAAAUUUUAUGCUGUGCUUAAAGGGACCGUCCUUUAUUUACAAAAGGACGAAUAUAAACCUGACAAGGACCUCUCUGAAGUGGAUCUGAAGAACGCCAUCCGAGUGCACCACGCCUUAGCCACGAAAGCCUCUGACUACAGCAAGAAGUCCAACGUGCUGAAGCUGAAGACGGCCGACUGGAGAGUCUUCCUCUUCCAGGCCCCAAGUAAGGAAGAGAUGCUCUCCUGGAUCCUGAGGAUCAACCUUGUCGCUGCCAUCUUCUCUGCCCCAGCCUUCCCAGCUGCCAUCUGCUCCAUGAAGAAGUUCUGCCGCCCGCUGCUGCCUUCGUCCAUGACCAAGCUGUGCCAGGAGGAACAGCUGAGGUCUCAUGAAAAUAAAAUGAAGCAGAUUGCAGACGAAUUAGCAGAGCAUAAAUUGCAUCCUGUGGAGAAGAGCCUCAAGUCAAAGGAGGCUGAGGAAUACAGGCUUAAAGAGCACUACCUAAUAUUUGAGGCUUUCCACUCUCUUCAAAAAAAAAAAAGCCGCUAUGAGACGUACAUCAACCUGCUGUGCAUGAAGAUCAAAGUCGGCACGGACGACCUGGAGAGGAUCGAAACCAGUUUCUUCAAGGUGGAAGCGGAUGACAUUGCUUUGCGGAAGACUCAUUCAAGCCCUUCCCUGAGCCAAGGGCACAUGUCCCUCAGCUGUAAGGCGGCAAAGGACAUUUUAGAGCAGAACACUUAA